AUGACGUCACCACAACUGGUGGGAAGGCAGCUGCAGAGGGAGGCCUUUAAAGAUGCGGACAGUAUAGGGCAAUGCAGGGUCGUGGUCCAAAAGGCGAAGCAGGGGUCAAGCACGGGGAGUCAGAAGUCCAAGAACACAUCCAAAGGGGUAAUCCGUAAAUCCAAAAUCCAUGAGGCAGAAAACGUAGUCGUACCAGGGUCAGAUGGGCAGAGCAGAAUCAGACGAGGAGCAGGCAGAGCGGCAAAGUACCACUGGCAGAGUCAAAAUGUGAAGCAAAGCGGAGUGGACGACAUGGUCCUGCUCUCCAAGAUCACCGAGGAUGCCAUCGUGGAAAACCUCAAGAAAAGAUACAUGGACGACUAUAUCUUUACCUACAUCGGUCCUGUUUUGAUUUCUGUGAAUCCGUUUAAGCAAAUGCCCUACUUCACUGACAGAGAGAUCGAACUCUACCAGGGCGCAGCCCAGUACGAGAACCCGCCUCACAUCUACGCCCUGACUGACAACAUGUACAGGAACAUGAUGAUCGAUGGGGAGAAUCAGUGUGUUAUUAUUAGCGGUGAGAGCGGUGCAGGGAAGACAGUGGCUGCCAAAUACAUCAUGGGCUACAUUUCCAAAGUAUCUGGAGGUGGUUCCAAAGUGCAGCAUGUAAAAGACAUCAUCCUACAGUCAAAUCCACUGCUGGAGGCAUUUGGCAACGCCAAAACUGUCCGAAACAACAACUCUAGUCGCUUUGGGAAAUACUUCGAAAUUCAGUUCAGCAGAGGCGGAGAGCCAGAUGGUGGCAAAAUUUCGAACUUCCUGCUGGAGAAGUCAAGGGUGGUGAGCCAGAAUGAGAGUGAGAGGAACUUCCACAUUUACUAUCAGCUGAUAGAGGGUACCAAUGCACAGCAGAAAGAAGGUCUGGGCAUCAUGACUCCAGACUAUUACUACUACCUCAACCAGUCGGGGACUUACAAGGUGGAUGGGACCAAUGACAGCAAAGAUUUCCAGGAAACUAUGGAGGCCAUGCAGGUGAUCGGCAUCCCAGGUGACAUCCAGACUCAGGUGCUGCAGAUCACUGCAGGUAUCCUCCACCUGGGGAACAUCAGCUUCAUAGAGACGGGCAACUAUGGGCAGGUGGAGAGCACAGACUUACUCGCCUUCCCUGCCUAUCUGCUGGGCAUCGACCCUAACCGCCUUCAAGACAAGCUGACCAGUCGAAAGAUGGACUCAAAGUGGGGAGGGAAGUCUGAAUCCAUUAACGUGACCCUCAACCAGGAGCAGGCCACCUACACACGGGACGCUCUGGCCAAAGCCCUUUAUGCACGCCUCUUUGACUAUCUAGUAGAGGCCAUAAAUAGAGCCAUUCAGAAACCUCAUGAAGAAUUCAGUAUUGGAGUGCUCGACAUUUAUGGUUUUGAGAUAUUCCAGAGAAAUGGGUUUGAGCAGUUUUGUAUAAACUUUGUCAACGAGAAACUCCAGCAGAUCUUCAUUGAACUCACGCUGAAAGCUGAGCAGGAAGAGUAUGUUCAGGAGGGCAUUAAAUGGACACCGAUUGAGUACUUCAACAACAAGAUUGUGUGUGACCUUAUUGAAAAUAAAGUGAACCCUCCUGGUAUUAUGAGCGUGCUGGAUGAUGUGUGUGCCACCAUGCAUGCCAAAGGAGAGGGUGCAGACGGCACUCUGCUGCAGAAACUGCAGGCGGCAGUGGGAAGCCAUGAACAUUUCAACAGCUGGAACUCCGGUUUUGUCAUACAUCACUAUGCCGGGAAGGUGUCGUAUGAUAUCAACGGCUUCUGUGAGAGAAAUCGAGACGUCCUUUUUCCUGACCUCAUCGAGCUCAUGCAAAGUAGUGAAUUUGGCUUCAACCGGAGCUUAUUCCCUGAAAACCUGAACACAGACAAGAAGGGGAGGCCGACCACAGCGAGCUCAAAGAUCAAGAGACAAGCUAACGAACUGGUGAACACGCUGAUGAAGUGCACUCCUCACUACAUCCGCUGUAUCAAACCAAACGAGACGAAAAGGCCCAAAGACUGGGAGGAGAGCAGGGUGAAGCAUCAAGUCGAAUAUCUCGGGCUGCGAGAAAACAUCCGAGUACGACGAGCUGGGUUUGCAUACCGCAGGGUCUUCAAUAAGUUUCUGAUGAGAUACGCCAUUCUAACACAGGAAACAUGGCCCUGCUGGAGAGGCCCAGAGCAGCAGGGGGUCCUCCAUCUGCUCCGGUCAGUCAACAUGGAUAACGAUCAGUACCAGAUGGGACGGACCAAAGUCUUCGUCAAGAACCCAGAAUCGCUCUUUCUUCUUGAGGAGAUGAGGGAGAGGAAGUUUGACACGUUCGCCAGAAUUAUUCAAAAGGCCUGGAGAAAAUACAACGCCAGGAAGAAGUAUGAACAGAUGAGAGAAGAAGCCUCGGACAUCCUGUACAACUCCAAAGAGCGGAGGAAGAACAGCAUCAACAGGAACUUUGUUGGAGAUUACCUCGGCUUGGACCAAAGACCCGAGCUGCGGCAGUUUCUGGCCAAGCGAGAGCGCAUUGACUUUGCUGAUUCGGUGAACAAGUUCGACCGCAGGUUCAAAUCUAUCAAGAGAGACCUGAUCUUGACCCCUAAGUGCAUUUAUCUGAUUGGUCGAGAGAAGGUGAAGAAGGGACCUGAGAAAGGGCUGAUCAAAGAGGUGCUGAAACGGAAACUGGACUUUGCAAACAUCUCCGGUGUCUCUCUCAGUACAAGACAGGAUGAUUUCUUCAUUAUCCACGAGGUCCAGUACGACAGUCUGCUAGAGUCCAACUUUAAGACAGAGUUCCUCAGUUUGCUCUCUAAACGCUACGAGGAAGUGACGAAGAGAAAACUGACGAUCUCCUUCGCUGACAGACUGGAGUUUAGAGUGAAAAAGGAGGGAUGGGGUGGAGGCAGCUCUAGAGUGGUGGUGUUCCAGAAGGGUCAGGGGGUUCUGGCCCAGUUCAAACCUGGAGGGAAGAUCCUCACGGUCACAAUAGGAGACGGUUUACCCAAGUCCUCAAAGCCUACCAGGAAGUCUGGUCUUGACUCUCGAGGUGGAGGGAGAACCCAUGUACCCAGCAGAACACACCAGAAUGGAGCACCCAAGUUUUCCAGCGCCAAUCCGGCCCAUCAGUCACAAAUCACAUAUACAACUCCGCACAAACAGAACCGGCCGCCCGGCGGCGCCCUGCCCAAACUGGGCUCACGAAAGAAUCCCAAAGCUACAGCCCACAACCAGCUUAACCAUGGCAACCUGGACUUCCUUAAUGUGCCUGAUCAAGGCAUGUCAGGGAAGCAGAGGAGACAGAGCAUCAGCCGUCGACCUCCUCCCGCUCCUAAACCUCAGCCGCGACCUCAGGGUCCUUGCUGCCGUGCCUUGUAUCAGUACGUCGGCCAGGACACAGACGAAAUCAGCUUCGAGGUCGAUGACGUGUUUGAUCUGGUCAGAGAAGAUCCGUCAGGCUGGUGGACAGGCAGGAUUCGAGGAAAGGAAGGUCUCUUUCCUGGUAACUACGUGGAAAAGAUCUGA
This is a messenger RNA of Nematolebias whitei (Rio pearlfish), 3507 nucleotides long. RefSeq names its product myosin IF (gene myo1f). Gene Ontology annotation, molecular function: actin filament binding; ATP binding; microfilament motor activity. NCBI's taxonomy places the organism in Eukaryota, Metazoa, Chordata, Actinopteri, Cyprinodontiformes, Rivulidae. The transcript has 28 exons. Gene Ontology annotation, biological process: vesicle transport along actin filament; actin filament organization. Gene Ontology annotation, cellular component: vesicle; cytoplasm; plasma membrane. The record is from RefSeq and is a predicted model, not a curated record. Bases 1 to 3507 code for a protein of 1168 amino acids.